Messenger RNA from Drepanopeziza brunnea f. sp. 'multigermtubi' MB_m1, 1245 nucleotides. RefSeq lists its product as uncharacterized. Lineage: Eukaryota; Fungi; Ascomycota; Leotiomycetes; Helotiales; Drepanopezizaceae. Gene Ontology annotation, molecular function: oxidoreductase activity. Gene Ontology annotation, biological process: deoxyribonucleotide biosynthetic process. The record is from RefSeq and is a predicted model, not a curated record.
AUGACUUCCAUUGUCACUCCUUCCAAGGCAGCUGCCACUGGCAUGGAAUCCCUCAAGAUGGACUCCCCUGUGAAGAAGCUUGACUUCGGAACUGCCAACAAAGAGAACGAGUCACUCAAGGCCGACGCGCCUAUCUUCAGCGACAUCGACAACAAGAAACCCGUCGUUGAAGAAAUCAAGAAGACCGAGAUAAUAAAGGUUGCGCCCACAAUCAAGCCAGAGGAAGCCGAUGAGCCAUUGCUGCGCGAGAACCCACAACGCUUCGUGCUCUUCCCAAUCAAGUACCACGAGAUCUGGCAGAUGUACAAGAAGGCCGAGGCUUCUUUUUGGACCGCUGAAGAGAUUGACCUAUCCAAGGAUCUCCAUGACUGGAAUAACAGACUCAAUGACGACGAGCGCUAUUUCAUCUCUCACGUCCUUGCGUUCUUCGCAGCGUCCGACGGUAUUGUGAACGAGAACCUUGUGGAGCGCUUCAGCGGUGAAGUUCAAGUUCCGGAGGCGCGAUGCUUUUACGGUUUCCAGAUUAUGAUGGAGAAUAUCCACUCCGAGACAUACUCUCUUCUCAUCGACACAUACAUCAAAGAGCAAUCCCAAAAGACAUAUCUGUUCAACGCUAUUGAUACUAUUCCCUGCAUCAAGAAGAAGGCCGACUGGGCUGUCAAGUGGAUCGAGGACAAGAACUCUACGUUCGCUCAACGUCUUGUUGCAUUCGCCGCCGUUGAGGGUAUCUUCUUCAGUGGUUCUUUUGCAUCCAUCUUCUGGCUGAAGAAGCGUGGUCUCAUGGCCGGUCUUACCUUCUCCAACGAGCUCAUCUCCCGUGACGAGGGGCUUCAUACCGAUUUCGCCUGUCUGCUCUUCUCCCAUCUGAACCACCGCCCAAGCAAGCAAGCCGUCCAAGACGUCAUUACCGAGGCAGUCGAGAUUGAGCAAGAGUUCUUGACAGAGGCUCUUCCUUGCGCUCUUCUUGGCAUGAACGCCAACCUCAUGAAGCAAUAUAUCGAGUUCGUCGCUGAUCGCCUGCUCCUCUCCCUCGGUAACGAGAAGUUCUACAAGUCCGCCAACCCUUUUGACUUCAUGGAGAACAUCUCUCUCGCUGGAAAGACCAACUUCUUUGAGAAGCGCGUCGGAGACUACCAAAAGGCCGGUGUCAUGGCCGGCACGCAAAAGAAACACGAGGACACCGCCGCUCAGACCGAUGCGAAGGCAGAGAAUGGUGGUGACUUCAAUUUCGACGAGGACUUCUAA